Messenger RNA from Penicillium oxalicum, 1842 nucleotides. Its product is annotated as putative FAD-linked oxidoreductase. The transcript has 3 exons. Bases 1 to 1842 code for a protein of 613 amino acids. Lineage: Eukaryota; Fungi; Ascomycota; Eurotiomycetes; Eurotiales; Aspergillaceae. Gene Ontology annotation, molecular function: oxidoreductase activity; FAD binding. The record is from RefSeq and is a predicted model, not a curated record.
AUGCUAGUCCGUCUAGCUCUCUUUGGGCUGACCGUGGCCUUUACCAUUCAGUAUUUGAACGCCUGGCCGUUGGGCUUCAAGUCAGCCUGUCGAUGCCGUCCUGGAGAAUCAUGCUGGCCGACUCCGGCUCAGUGGCAGACUCUUGGCGACUCUUUAGAAGGCAAGCUUCAGCUCUUGCGCCCCGCUGGAGAGGCCUGCCUGCCCAGUUCCAACACUCCUGGGAAGUGUCAAGAAUUUGUAAAUAACUUUCGCAACACGACAUGGCGGGUUCUGGAUGCAGCCGCCUUACAAGUCGUCAACUGGGAGCAUGACCGACGGAAUCAACAAAGCUGUCAUGUCAAUGAGGCCAAUGUCACCGAGCAUUGUGACCAGGGACGGGUAGCGCGCCACUCGGCUGCCGUGAUGUCUGUUAUGGAUGUGCAGGCAGUUGUGCGCUUCGCAGCUAAGCAUCAAAUCCGUCUCGCGGUGCGCAAUACCGGUCAUGAUCUGGCGGGUCGCUCUACAGCUCCAGACUCGCUCCAGAUUCAUACAGCUGCGCUCAAGGGCAUCCAAUUCACCGAGUCAUUCCGGCCCACGAUGCCAUGGGGCCAGAAAGCAAGCUCGCAAGGCCCUGCAGUCACUGUCGGUGCCGGAGUGAUGACCGGGGAACUCUAUUCGGCCGCAGCUGAAGGCGGUUACGUGGUUGUAGGGGGUAGUUGUAGCACUGUCGGUAUUGCAGGAGGGUGGAUGCAAGGUGGUGGAUAUGGAAUCCUUAGUCCUUCUCGAGGGCUUGGGUCAGACAACGUGCUUGAGGUCAGCCUGGUGACAGCUGAGGGCGCGUAUCUCACCGCGAAUGAAUAUCAAAAUCAAGAGCUAUUCUGGGCUAUUCGUGGUGGUGGAGGUGGCACAUUUGGGGUGGUCACCAGUGUCGUUUUCCGCGCAUACCCGGAUGCUCCUGUGACCGUCACCACCCUUGAUGUGAUGAACCCCGACGGUGCUGAUAAAAACUUCUGGAAUGGUGUUGAGAAGCAUUUGCGCCUACUGCCUCGGUUCAACGAGCAAGGUGUCGCCGUGCAAGCCUACGCCAUGCCGGUCUUCCCCCUAGGCGGUGCAUGGCUGCGCAUUGAAAUCUAUGCCGUGGAGAGCUCCACGGCCACAGCGAAUUUGGUUCACGAGCUUCAGGCAUCGCUGCGUCGGCUUGGAUUGAACAUCCAGGCUUCUGAAGAGUAUUUUGAGAAGCUCUCGACCUAUUUGGCGAUUCCCAAAGGCUUCGACCAAGCCGGUGUAGGCAUCAUGACUGCCUCACGGCUUGUCUCUCACAAACUGAUGAAUUCCCCAACCGGCCCCAAUCGUCUCGCCCAGACUUUGUCUAGCUUGAAGUACGCACCUGGGGAUGUUCUGAGCUUCGAAGGAAUUGCUGGUAAACAGGUCAUGGCGAACAGAGAGCACAUUGACAGCGCGGUGCACCCAGAUUGGCGGGCCGCUUUGAUGUCGCUGACUCUUGGACGGGCGCUGCCCCCCGGACCAAACUGGGAAGCCUAUGAUGCCAUUGAGAAGGAGUUGUCAACCAUCCAGCUGCCUGUCUUAGACUCCCUGGAACAAGGCCAGCGAGGAUCGUACCUGGGAAUUCCCUUUCCGUACGAGCAGCAACCGGCGAGAACUUUCUGGGGAGACAAUUAUCCCCGGUUGAGAGAUAUAAAGCAACGCUGGGACCCGCAGAAUCUGUUCCUGACCCGUUUGGGAGUGGGAAGUGAAGACUGGGAUGAUGAAGGUACCUGCCGGGUUGCUCUAAAUUCGAUCGUCUUGCAAGAAGUUGUCAAGAUGACCAGGCCAUGGUUCCGGAGUCUCAAAGAAAUCCUGUAA